Molecule: messenger RNA, 1098 nt
Organism: Sitophilus oryzae (rice weevil)
Lineage: Eukaryota; Metazoa; Arthropoda; Insecta; Coleoptera; Curculionidae
Product: alkyldihydroxyacetonephosphate synthase-like
Biological process (GO): lipid biosynthetic process
Molecular function (GO): FAD binding; alkylglycerone-phosphate synthase activity
Source: RefSeq, a predicted model, not a curated record
GUACUCCAUAGGAAACCUCACCUUACCUCACCUAGCCCCCUGGGUCAUCUCCGUUCUAAACAUAGACUUAAACAAAUACAACGUGUUCAAUGACCUUCCCAAAGAGAGCGAUUACCCUCCGCCAAAACUAACCAAAGAAAUUUACGAAAAACUCGAGAAGUUGAAUAUACCUCACUCAAUCAAGGUCAUAGAUAGGGUGGUCAGGGCACAUGGACACACGUUGAAGGACAUUUUCAUACUGAAGUACGGACGGUUUGACAGAAUUCCUGAUCUGGUGCUGUGGCCGAAAGGUCACGAUGACGUUGUCAAGAUUGUCAAGCUAGCUGACGAAAAUGACAUGGUGAUUAUUCCUUUCGGCGGAGGCACCGCAGUGUCCGGCGCGGUGGAGUGUCCCACCGGCGAAGACCGGCCCAUCAUCUCCCUGGACACGACGCAGAUGAACCGCAUCCUGUGGCUGGACGAGAAGAACCUGGUGGCGUGCUGCGAGAGCGGCAUUAUCGGUCAGGAUCUGGAGCGGGAACUGAACAAAUUGGGCUUCACUUGCGGCCACGAGCCGGACAGUUACGAAUUCUCCAGUUUGGGCGGAUGGGUGGCCACCAGAGCGUCAGGAAUGAAAAAGAACACAUAUGGCAACAUAGAAGAUCUUCUAGUUCACGUGAAAAUGGUGACACCUAAGGGUCUUCUUCAGAAGAACUGUCAAGUUCCUCGACUCAGCUGCGGACCGGAUUUCAAUCACGUGAUCAUGGGCUCAGAAGGCUCGUUGGGUGUGAUCACCGAGGUUGUGCUCAAAAUAAGACCCGUGCCAAAAAUUAGGCGGUACGGGUCGAUCAUAUUUUACGAUUUUGAGGAUGGCGUGAAUUGUAUGAGGGAGGUUGCUAGGCAGAGAUGUCAACCUGCCUCUAUCAGACUCAUGGACAACGACCAGUUCAAGUUCGGUUUAAUCGUCAAACCUCAAAGCACAUUCAUGGAGAGCAUCGUGGAUGGCCUGAAGAAAGUAUAUGUUACCAAAAUAAAGAAGUUUGAUCCUGAUCGGAUGUGCGUGAUGACGUUGCUCUUCGAGGGCGACGAGAAUGAGGUUAAGGUCAGCGAAAAAAGGAU